AUGGCUGCUGCUCGGACUCUUCGCAUAGGCCUCAUCCCUGGUGACGGGAUCGGACGGGAGGUCAUUCCGGCUGGUAGACGGGUACUGGAAUCCCUUCCCCCGUCCCUAAACCUGAAAUUCAGCUUUGUCGAUCUGGAUGCGGGCUUCGAUACUUUCAAGCGAACUGGGACUGCAUUGCCCGACAAGACCGUGGAGACUUUGAAGAAGGAAUGUGAUGGAGCCCUGUUUGGGGCUGUUAGCUCCCCGAGCACCAAAGUCGCCGGUUACUCAUCUCCGAUUGUCGCUCUGCGGAAGAAGCUCGAUCUCUAUGCCAACGUCCGACCAGUCAAGUCCACCACUGGCGGCAGUGCCGGUAAACCCAUUGAUAUGGUGAUUGUUCGGGAGAACACUGAGGACCUGUACGUGAAGGAGGAGCAGACCAAGGAAACCCCCAAUGGCAAGGUGGCUGAGGCUAUCAAGCGCAUUUCCGAGGGGGCUUCCUUUCGCAUCUCCACCAUCGCGGGAGAGAUCGCUCUGCGCCGCCAGAAGAUCCGGGACGCGGCUUCUACACCAGCCGGUCGCUCCCAACCUAUGGUGACCAUCACCCACAAAUCCAAUGUUCUGUCGCAGACAGACGGCUUGUUCCGCGAGACGGCCCGAAAGGCUCUCGCGGCGGACCGCUUCUCUUCCGUGCUCGUGGAGGAGCAGAUUGUUGACUCAAUGGUUUACAAGCUUUUUCGCCAACCCGAGUACUACGAUGUGAUCGUUGCGCCCAACUUGUAUGGUGACAUCUUGUCCGAUGGUGCCGCCGCUCUUGUCGGUAGCUUGGGUCUGGUGCCAAGUGCCAACGUCGGAGAUGGAUUCGCGAUCGGCGAGCCCUGCCAUGGAAGUGCACCGGAUAUUGAGGGCAAGGGCAUUGCUAACCCGAUUGCUACCCUGCGCAGCGUGGGGCUGAUGCUGGAGUUUUUGGGUGAGGAGAGCGCUGCCACCAAGAUCUACACCGCUGUUGAUGCCAAUCUGGAUGAGGGCAGGUAUCUUUCCCCUGAUAUGGGUGGUAAGGCCACCACCGAGGAAGUCCUGGCCGAUGUGCUAAAGAGACUGUAA
Messenger RNA from Aspergillus tanneri, 1083 nucleotides. It is a transcript of the gene lysB, whose product is annotated as homoisocitrate dehydrogenase lysB. Lineage: Eukaryota; Fungi; Ascomycota; Eurotiomycetes; Eurotiales; Aspergillaceae. The record is from RefSeq and is a predicted model, not a curated record. Gene Ontology annotation, cellular component: mitochondrion. Bases 1 to 1083 code for a protein of 360 amino acids. Gene Ontology annotation, biological process: tricarboxylic acid cycle; isocitrate metabolic process. Gene Ontology annotation, molecular function: isocitrate dehydrogenase (NAD+) activity; NAD binding; magnesium ion binding. The transcript has 4 exons.